AUGGCCUACCAAUCCAAAGACUCGUACCCGCGCCCAGACUUCGUCCACACCAACCACCGCUGGACGCCCAUAAACGACAAGUGGACGCUCCUCUUCGACGAUGAGGACGUCGGGCUCAAGGACGCCUGGCACAUCAAUGGCGUGCCGGACAAGGUCUCCGUAACCUCGGCUCCCAGCCCCGAAGACAGCGAGGCCGAGGCCAAGCGGCUGGAGGCCUUCCCGGAGCUGCGGGCGAAGGGCUUCCAGGCCGCCAAGAGCAAGGACCGUGAGAACGUCAAGAAGCCAAUCAACGUGCCCUUUGUGUUCCAGGCGCCGGCGUCCGGCGCCCACGACAAGGAUGCGCAUGAGGUCAUGUGGUACGAGCGGCCUGUGUCCGACCCCCGGGCUAAACCGGAGAUCGACGCCGGCGAUAGGGUCUUGGUCCGCUUCGGCGCCGUCGAUUACGAUGUGACGGUGUGGGCGUCGGGGCAUCCUGUGGGCAAGCACCGGGGCGGCCAUGUGCCGUUCGAUAUCGACAUCACGGAUGCGCUGGCGAACGCCUGGAAGAGCACCGGUAAGGGGGACCUACAGCUCUUGCUACGCGUGCAGGACUCGCCCUAUGACUUGGCGCAGCCGCGUGGGAAGCAAUACUGGGCGCCGCAGCCCGAGAGCAUUUUCUACACCCCAACUAGCGGGAUCUGGCAGCCCGUGUGGUUGGAAGUCCUGCCGGCCGCGCGUUUGGGGAACAGCAGCGCGGGCACCGUCCUGAAGUCCAACGAUAUCUACAAGGGGGCUCUGGAGGCUGAAGUUGCCGUCUUGGGCCGCAGGGCGGGCCACGGUUACAGCGUCGAGAUUGAGGGCAGCCUUCACGGAUUCGCAAUUGGGAAGAAGAAGGAGAACCUGCCGAAAGACAAAGAUUUCGCCCUGAUCACGCUGCCGCUAGCUCUGAGUGACGAGCAGAAGGAGGAGGCGCCGAAGGCAGUCACGGAGAUUGCAUCGUUCGAUGACACGGACUGCUGGCACAAGGGCCUGGCCCUGUGGUCUCCAGAAUACCCCACCCUUUACGAUCUGCUUAUCCGGCUCUACGACGCCGAAGGCAAGGUCGUCGACGAAGUCAAGACAUACACCGGCUUCCGCCACCUCGACUGGACCCGGGGCGACGGCACCUUCCGGCUCAACGGCAAGCCGCUCUUCCAGGCGCUGAAUCUGGACCAGGGCUACUGGCCGGAAACAGGACUCACGCCGCCAUCCCCGGAGAGCCUGAAGAAGGACAUAGAGAUCGCGAAGAAGAUGGGCUUCAACGGCUGCCGCAAGCACCAGAAAGUCGAGGACCCGGUAUUUCAUUAUUGGGCCGAUAAGCUGGGCUACCUUGUCUGGGGCGAGAUGGCAAACGCGUAUGAGUUCAGCGCCGAGUACAAGUCUCGCUUUGAUCAGGAGUGGACUGAGGCUGUGAAGAGAGAUAUCAAUCACCCCUGUGUCGUUGCUUGGACGCCGGUCAAUGAGAGCUGGGCAUAUCCUGAUUUGAAGGGUAGUGUCGAGCAGCGGAACCACAUUCGCUCAUUAUACUACAUGACGAAGAGUCUGGACCCCACGCGCCCCGUCAACGACAACUGCGGCUGGGAACACGUGCUGACGGACCUGAGCACCUUCCACGACUACUCCGACGCGCCCCAGCUCUCGGAGUCUUGCGCGACGCUCGAGCGGACGCUGGACCGCAGCUGGUGCGGGCGCGGCAUGUGGGUCGGCGCUAUCGACGACGGCAAGGGCGGCGAGAGGGACCAGGCGACGAAGCACCGCCCCGGCGCUCCUGUUAUUAACACCGAGUUCGCUGGCGUGAACAUCGCCACCGCCGGCGCUGAUGGCAAAGAUAUCAUGCCCCAGGGCGGUGGCGGCGAUUGGGGGUACACGACCGCCAAGGACUCGCGGGAUUUGUUGGACCGCAUCCAGGCGCUGGUGAAGGCCGUUAUCGUGCCCGGGAAUAACUGCUCGGGGUUUGUUUAUACGCAGCUGUCCGAUAUCGAGCAGGAGGUCAACGGCGUCUACGCUUUCGAUAGGCGGGAGAAGAUCCCGGCCGCGGAGGUUAAGAAGAUCUUUGAUGCGGCGAAGAAGUCGUAUUUAGAUAAUCUUCCCAAGGAGGUUUGA
This is a messenger RNA of Anthostomella pinea, 2121 nucleotides long. Lineage: Eukaryota; Fungi; Ascomycota; Sordariomycetes; Xylariales; Xylariaceae. The record is from the annotation of a GenBank genome assembly.